AUGGCCCAGUCGAAUCAGGGCCCCGCCAUCGUCGUGAUCCAGAAUGGGAUGGCUAGCAAAAAGAGCUGGAAGGAAUGGUACGGGUCGUCCUGGAUCCGGUACAUGGCCUUCGCAUCCGUUGCGAUGUGCAUGUACCUGCCGGACCAGGUCACCACGGUGGCUUCGAAGCACCUCACCGUCGCCCUGAACAUCCCGUCGGCGAACACCGGAGUGUACUGCACGAAGCUCUACGCCACGAAGACGCUCGUCAACUUCAUCGGUUCUUUGAUCACGGUGGGGGUGCAAAUGCUGUUCACCAAGCACAUCACCACCAUUAGCUGCAUCAGCAUGGUGUUGAUGGGCAUUACCAGGAUCGCUCUGGUUGUUUCGUUCUUCCUGCCCAACGCUGCGGUGGGAUUCUACAUCACGUUCAUCGUGCACUCGUUCGUCAGGGGGUCGUUCGAAAGCACGUUCUACCCCCUCGGCGCUGACGACAUGAGCACCAUCUCCCUCUCCUUCAAGGGGUCGAAGGUGGCGUUGUGGGCGAUCCAGGUGCUCAUGGACGUCAUCAUCGCCGAGCAGGCCACGUGGAUGAUCGCGAGCCACUUGGUCAUCAUGCUGCUGAUAACGUUAUUGGCUACUGUGGUUUGGAUCGUGCACUGCAAAUUCAAGGAUGCGCAAAGCGAAGAGUCGAAUGCAGUUGAGGAGAAGGAAGAAACAGAACAGGCUGAACACAAAGCUCAACCUGUGGCUGAAAGUGGUCAGCCAGGAAAGGGGGCAGAUGGUGGUGCAUCGGAGCCUGCGGUAAGCACUAAGCCUGCAGAAACACCAAAGCCGUUGAGUACUACUAAGCCAGCGGAAACACCGAAGCCGUUGGGAAAUGUGAAACCAGCGGAAACGCCGAAACCGGUUGCAGCAGAUACUUCAUCGGGAACGAGUGCCGAGCUAAAUGGUGCGUCGGUAUCGCAAGAUGCAUCGCCUUCUGAACCGAAGUCAUCUGAUGCUAAAACUGAGGAAAAGAAGGACGAAAAGGACGCUACGGGUGAAAAGGCGCCGUCGGCCUUCAAGGCCUUCCUGAUGCGCCUGGUUGGCAUGAGGCCGGUGAAACCCAAGGAGCACCAGCGGUGCCAAAACGGCUGCUGCAACCUGUCGGAGAAGCUGGUGGUCAAGCGGGACCUGACGAUGUGGCAGGUGAUCAGGCGGGUGAUUUCGCCGUUCUUCAUGUGCGUGUGCGGGUGGCCCCUGAAGAACUUUUUCAUCCCCGGCCUUCUGCCGUACACGCUGGUUGACCGGAGCCUGUGCCACCCGAUCAACAUCGUGCGCAUGUUCUUCACCUUCAUCGUGACGUUCGUGAUCCACUUCAUGAAGGUCAACAUCGAGUCGAUGGGGAAGCCCUGGGGGAGGGCGCCGCGUGGCUGGCACAUGGCGUGGCUCUUCUUUAUCCCCACAGUGGCCUGUAUGCCGUUCAUCUACAUCGCACUGCACUACCCGCAGGGCGUGAUCUUCCAGAGGCUGCACGACAACCCGCUGAACGUCGGCAUCCUCAGCGUCAUGAUGUCCGGCAGCACCACCAUCAUCGACACCAUGGGCUACAUCGGCAUCUCGGCGUGCUCCAAGAACGACCAGGGCGAGCGCGGAAACAACUCCGUGCGGUUCAUCGCGAUAAACUCGUUCGUCAUGCAGCUCAUCGCGUCCUUCACCUAUCGCAUGAGCGCCGGCUACCAGAUCAUCAGGAGGAAGUACGUCGACGAUGUCACGAACUCCGCGCCUACGGACGACAUGAGCUGGAUCGCCGGUCUGUGGUUCUGGAUCUCGUCGACGCUGUCGCAGUCCGGCUACGACUUCGUCCACGAGUUCGACGGUAACAUCAGGGAGUUUGUGAACGACAGCAGCCAAGUCGCCGCACCCGCGUCUUAG
This is a messenger RNA of Babesia bigemina, 1896 nucleotides long. RefSeq names its product MYOSIN LIGHT CHAIN KINASE domain containing protein, putative. The transcript has a single exon. The record is from RefSeq and is a predicted model, not a curated record. Bases 1 to 1896 code for a protein of 631 amino acids. Lineage: Eukaryota; Apicomplexa; Aconoidasida; Piroplasmida; Babesiidae.